GUCCACUCGAGUCCGAUUCGAAUCCCUCACCAAUGAAAUUCCAGACCGUCUAAUGAGAAGUUGGAUUGUUUUACUCGGCAACAUUAUCCACCAUGCUAUGACAGGUAUUUCAGGCGAAUAUUCUCUUGCUCCCCGCACUAGUGUGCUACGUCGGGUGGCGUCAAGGCUGGAUUUGAUUUUAACCUUAUCAGGAAGCUCGUUAUGAUGCAGAACAACCUUCAUAGGUAUAGCAAUGCGCUUUCUUCUAUAUCCGGAUACGAGAACAUUCGUAUUUCGGUUUUCGCAACAACCUUACAAUUUGACAACCAGUAAUAAAAUCUUGUCUGCUAUCUCCCAGGAGUUCCUCCUUGACACAUGUUCCUCACCUAAGAUGGCGAGGUUCUUCAUCCUGACCACUGUUUUUGUUGCGCGAUGCACGGCGCUUGGUUUACCAUUUGCUAUUCCUCGCGGGACGGGCCCGUACUACACUUCUAUCGUCAACGAGGAAUGGGUGGAUACUUCACGCCUUGAUCCUUUCAAUCAAACACACGCAAGGCGUCUCAUGAUAUCUAGAUUCGAUCCUAUUCUCCCUUCAGAAUGCGAGCGAAUGGUACAAAUACCUUAUAUGUCCAACACAACGGCCAUACUUGAAGAUGAAAUCCUGGGCUCUUACGAAUAUCCAAAAGGUCUCCGAUACUACCAUGAAGCUUGCGACGCAAUCCCCGAUGGGAACCAUUGGCCCAUUGUGAUAUCCAGCGGAGGUUACAAUACGACUCGCUUUUUGUCAAACUACUUCGCGCAAGAAAUCGCGAGUCACGGUUUCACGGUCAUAAAUCUGGAUCACCCAUACGAGACCGACAUUGUUGAAUUUCCAAACGGCGACAUCAUCAUCGGAGGCCGCGUUGAAAGGCCAAGUAAUGAAUCCACCGCGUCCGCCGAAUUCGGUUUAGAAGUCCGCGCAAAAGAUGCCUCCUUCGUACUGGACAGGCUCGGUGUAAAACCAGACGAAGACGUGGUGAUGUUCGGGUGCAGUUUUGGCGGUGCAGCGACUGCAACGGCGAUGCUAGGCGACAAGCGAAUCCGUGCGGGUGUCAAUAUCGACGGUACCAUGUUCGGACCUGUCUUGAACCGAUCACUAGGAACGCCAGAGCGUCCACAGGCGUUCAUGCUGUGGGGCAGUGAUCAGCAUGUUUCUCUCGGCGAUGUGUCUUGGGAUAGAUUCUGGGCUGCUUUGAGAAAUUCGCCCCACGUCGACUACAAGAAAGAGUUCACUAUUUCGAAUACGACUCAUUUGUCGUACUGGGAUCUGAGCGUGUUGGUGGAUGUGGCGGGUGUGCGAGGCAAUUUGAGUGAGACGGCAAGUUUGCUUGUUGGGCCUCCGCCUAGUACACGGAAUUGGAUAGACAUCCCUGGGAGAUACAUUACUGCCUUCUUCUCAUAUAUGUUGGGGCUAGAAUUGGAAGACGAUGUGCUGAAGGGCCCGAACGAUGAGUUUCCAGAGGUUAACUUGAUAAAAUAA
This is a messenger RNA of Periconia digitata, 1498 nucleotides long. NCBI's taxonomy places the organism in Eukaryota, Fungi, Ascomycota, Dothideomycetes, Pleosporales, Periconiaceae. The record is from the annotation of a GenBank genome assembly.